This is a messenger RNA of Episyrphus balteatus (marmalade hoverfly), 3288 nucleotides long. RefSeq names its product protein tamozhennic (gene tamo). The transcript is spliced from 6 exons. Gene Ontology annotation, cellular component: cytoplasm. Bases 491 to 3031 code for a protein of 846 amino acids. The record is from RefSeq and is a predicted model, not a curated record. Lineage: Eukaryota; Metazoa; Arthropoda; Insecta; Diptera; Syrphidae.
AUUUGACAGCAGAUUUUUCUUCAAUAACAAAAGUAUAUCGACGAGAUGUUGUAAUAAAGUUUCCCUAAACAUAAAAUCGCUUGAAAAAAAAUCUUUAAAAAAAAUAAAGAAACCAAGAAAAAAAAACAACAUUCUUUUGUGACGAAAAACUUAAAAGUGCAAAAAUCUCCGAGACUUCUCUUUUGCAAUUCGAUUAAAAUGCAAUGACAAUGUAAAGAAAAAAAAAAAAGAAAAAGAAACUUCAUCGAUCUUCCCGAGUCGUCAUUUUUAUCGGAUUUUCUCAUAUUUUGCGAUUCUAAAAAUAAAAAUCUUGUGUGGAAAACCGUGCAAAGAGCCAGAGCCUACCUACAUUUUAAAUCGCAAAGAAUAUUGAGUGUUUCUCUGUUUUUGACUUUCAUUCAUCAAUCGAAAAAAAAAAAACAACCAACAACCAAAGAAAAAAAAAAGAAAUCUUUAAAAAUAAACGAAACGAUAAUAAAAGAGAGUUAAAAUGUCUGAUUUUGUGCCACGUGAUAUUUUACCGGAUUUGUGGGAAGAAAUACUCCAAAGGCAUUGGACAUUUCUAGAGACUGAAGAAAGUAUGCAAAAGCUAGAGGAACGCAAAAAAUUAGAAGCAUGUUUAAAAGAGUUCCUCUGUGUUGUGCCACAUGAUAGGAAAUUUUUCCUACCCGAAACAGCUCAUGUACUGAAGAAGACUGUCAAAGAAUUGGAUGAUUUUAAUGCUUUUAAAGCAAUGGUUGGAUUCGAAUCAAUAAGUCAAUAUGCAAAUAAUUUAUUCACAAAACCAUGGAGAAAAGAGUACAGAGUUAUAAAGAUGUAUUCUGGGUUUUAUCAACACGAAAUCAAAUCAAAUUUAGUCGAUGCAGAAAAACUCUUUGAGGCAAUGGGCUAUCGUCAGAUUUCAAAUCAGAUACUCGUCUUGGAUGGACCAAUAUGCCCAGAUCAAGUCACAAAUGUCUCGAGAGAUGCAAUGGCCGCCUAUGUUGAGUGCCAAAUAAUGAAACAAAUCAAAGCUGGCCUCACAGCUCUUCCACUUGUUUGCUCUUGGAAUGAUAUUUUUAAAUUUAGAGAAACUCACUUGGGUGGUGCAUCGCAAGCAAUUAAAGCCAUAGCAUAUGCAGAACAAGAACGAAGGUUUCGAGCUAAAAAACUUGCAGCAGAAGCUCAAUUUGCAUCUCAAGUUGCACCCCCACCUGUUGCUGUUAAAAGUGCUGGUGGAACAUCGUGUGACAAUUGUGCAGUACAUGGAAACUACCAUCAUCAUUUGCAUCCAUCAGCUGGACCACCUAUUCAUCAAAUACCGAAUGGUUGCAAUAUGCGUACCCAAUCAGCCUACAACCCUUCCUGCACUAUCCACCAUCCCACCAGCAAUAUGAUGCAUUGUAAACACCCCAACUACUCACAAAUGUCACACUCUAGAAGCCUAGAGCAUUACAACGAGCAUUCAGAUGGCCCACCCUUGCCACAUCGCCACUCUUUCGACCAACCCCCACAAUCCCACCAGCCACAACAUCUCUAUGACAAUCCCUACGACUGUGUCGACAGUUAUCAAAACACUUGCAACUUCAAUGCAUACAACCAUCCGUACAAUGUGUCUGGCAAUCGUUAUCCUCUUCCCUACAAUAUAUCCAAUCAACUGAAUAACCACAAUCAAUAUGCUUACAAUGGCUCUGGCAAUAUGUAUCAUCCAGUUGCCGGAUGCGGUCAUAAGAUUCAACCACCAGCCGCAAUCGAUGCCGCAGCAUAUGGCGAUUGCAAUGGUGGCUAUGCCAAAAUAAAUCCUUGCAAUUACCCUUCUCAUCAGUCAGCACGAACUAGCGGAGGCAACAAAGACUUUCAGAACUACAGGCAGAGAUCUUUUCCGCCAGAUCAUCAGCUUAUCGAUUUCGAGGAACGACCUGCGCCCCAUGAACUCCCACAUUCACACUCCCGCUCGCAAAACAAUAGUUUCGAUUUGCACGACCGCACCACACAGGUUUAUGAUAAUAGGCGAAGCCGUUCUAGCAUGACACAAGCAGCUUUACCCCCAAUACAAAAGGACAUUUACAGCCGAAAUCAUCAUAAUAAUCACAUAGAAAGUUCAGACGAUUUGGAUGGAAACUAUGUGUAUGCGACACCAAUACCUGGAAAACAUCGAAAGGUAACGACUGAUAAAUAUUUGAAAAAUUCGGAAAUCCUACAAGAAUACGAAAAAAUACUAGACAAUAAAAAGCCUCCAUUGGAAGUUGCUGUACAAACCAAUGGUGGAACUCAUACAACACAGCUUUCGUCAUUGGACAACUUUGAAAGCUUUGAUGAUUUCGUGAAUGUGGAAAACACAAAGGUCAAUGUGGGCGAAUCUUCUUCGACUGCAACAAAAGCUUUGAAAGCCAAUAAAAAUCAAGAUGGCGUUGGAUCGUUUGAGUCGUGGGAUUAUGUAUUUCAGAAUCUCGAAAAACACGGUUAUUCAAAGGAUCUUGGUGAAAGGGGGGAUCUGUUGGUACAAAGUCUUGAUUUAGACUCUCUAAAUAUAUCAACUGGAGGCCAUAUAGCGACGGAAAAGCGGCGUGUAAGUCGCAACCCAGAGGCAAAACCACGCCCUCUGAAUGGCGAUAUUGCAAAGUCAAAAACACUAGAAAAGGUUCCCCCUGUUUCGCGGAAUAGAAACGGCACUGAAAAGUCAAUUCUUAAGGUACAAUCAAAACCUGUGGAAAAUGGUCAGGUGUUACAUUUGAAGCCGAGUCUGAAAUCAAAUACAAAACAUUUGAACAAUAACUUUGAAGAAGAAAACAAUCAUCAGCAACAACAUCAACCCUCAGUCGAACGAGUGGUUUCAAGCCGAUUGAGUAGCUCAUCAUCACGAACACCCUCGAUUAUAACAAACAAUGCGAGCAGCAAUGCAAUUGCAACACAAGUCAUUGUGACGAGUCCGAACGAAUGGAGUUGUAGAUUUUGUACAUUUUUGAAUCCCGACACAAAACGAGUUUGCGAGAUGUGUUCGAAGAGUAAAAAUUUAAUUUUAGAGUCGACUAAUACGCCGACUUGUGUUUGAAAGAUUGAAUAAUUUUAUUUAUUUCGUUUCGCUUUGAUUUCUCUUUUCUCACAGCCUGAGCCUUUAUAUUUUUAAAUUAUCUAUGUAUAUCUUUUUUCUUGUUUUCUUUCUCUCGAAUUGUUAUUUGGUAUUUUUUCAUAUAUAUAUAUAUAUUUCUUGUUGAAAAAAUGUGUUUGAAAAAAAAAAAAACAAAGUGUUAUGUGUUCUCUAAGAUGUGUGUUAGAAAUUGCCCAAAAAAUUAGCCAAACUUCGAACGA